AUCGGAAAGCUCAGAUGUGGAAGGAGCUAAGAGCAAAUUAAGACUACAAAACAUUGGAAGAGGAUGGGGCGUACGAACACGGUUUUGUUGGUGUUGGUUUUUGCAGCUUUGCUCACAAAGGAAACCUUGGCAUCACAACAUCAUGUUGGGGGCAGCCAAGGCUGGGAGCAAUCCACAGAAUUGAACUCAUGGGCGUCCGCCCAGAAAUUCAAGGUUGGUGACCAACUUGUUUUUAAGUACACCUCGGGGCUGCACAGUGUGGUGGAGCUACCAAACGAGAGCGCCUACAAGAGCUGCGACGCCGGCAGUGCCCUGGACACCAAGUCUAGCGGCAAUGAUGUGGUGAAACUGACCAAGGCCGGCACACGAUAUUUUGCUUGCGGCACUUCAGGCCACUGCGACCAAGGCAUGAAGAUGAAGAUCACUACUGUCGACGGAAACGCACCUUCUUCACCGUCAUCACCAUCAUCAUCGUCUUCCGACGCUUCUCCUCCUGCUUCGACUUCUGCGGCAGCUUCUUCUUCUUUCCCGCAUUCUGCCCCUUCAUUGUUUGUGAUUGCUGCAUUAUCUGCCACCCUUCUGCUUUCCGCGUUUUAAAACUUUGUUUCGGAGUAUCUUGGGCCUAUUGGGCCUGCUUAUUACUACGAUGGACGUGUGAUUUCAUCUUGGAUUUUGGAGAUAAAUUACGGUCAGUGACGGAUUUGUUUGUAAUUACAGCAAAUAUUUUAUGGUUUUAUUUUUCGGUUGAUUGAAAUUUUAAAGAAGAGCAUAAUAAAGUGGCUGCGAUGGGUUU
Messenger RNA from Pyrus x bretschneideri (Chinese white pear), 793 nucleotides. RefSeq names its product mavicyanin. Lineage: Eukaryota; Viridiplantae; Streptophyta; Magnoliopsida; Rosales; Rosaceae. The record is from RefSeq and is a predicted model, not a curated record. The transcript has 2 exons. Bases 64 to 597 code for a protein of 177 amino acids. Gene Ontology annotation, cellular component: plasma membrane. Gene Ontology annotation, molecular function: electron transfer activity.